This is a messenger RNA of Zea mays, 3229 nucleotides long. RefSeq lists its product as uncharacterized. Lineage: Eukaryota; Viridiplantae; Streptophyta; Magnoliopsida; Poales; Poaceae. The record is from RefSeq and is a predicted model, not a curated record. The transcript is spliced from 4 exons. Bases 843 to 1901 code for a protein of 352 amino acids.
ACUGAACCCUAGUCGUCGUCUGUGUCUCGCUCGUUGCUCCUCUCAUGUCUUGCUCGUUGCUCCUCUCCUCAGCCUCUGUCUUGCUCGUUCGUUGCCCACUGAACCCGACGGAGGAGCUCGUGGCCCGGCGGAGGAGGGGUCCACGCGUCCAGUAGCAGCAGCUCGUGGCCCGGUGAAGGAAGGGUCCAGGCGUCCAGCAGCAGCAGCUCGUGACCCAGUUGUUCGCCUGUUCGUGACCCGCUCGUGACCCGAUGGAGGAGCUCGUGACCCGGCGGAGGAGGGGUCAGCAGCAGCAGCUCGUGACCCGGUGGAGGAGGGGUCGAGCAGCAACAGUUGUUCCCCACGAGCUGUUCGCCACUGAUUGCUCGGCUGUAGAGUAGUACACUAGAAGAUGAACAGUGCGGUGGAAGUGUAGUGGAGUUGCAGCCAUCAUCGAUCGCCACCACACUGCUCCUACUCAUCGUCAUUAUCACCGUAUCUGCAGCACCUAGAUCAAGAGUGUAGACUGCUGCCAUUUUUCAUCCACAACCCCAAGCAGACAGCAGCCAUGUUAUCCCAACCUUAUCCACAGCAACAAGGAGGCAAGUUCUCCGAGAUUUGAUGCCAUUUUUCAUUUUUGAAAUAAGCUAGUUUACAUUUGUGAAUGAAGCUACUUUUCAUUUGUCAAUCUCUGCUAGUUGAUUAUAAUCUCUGCUUCAAGUGUAAACUGUAAACUCUGCUUUGCAAUUCUUUUUUUGUGCAUAGGUGAACCAUCAAGUGUAAACUCUGCUUCAAUUACUCAAAAAAUAUCAAAUGCUAUCAAGUCAGAUGACCCUACAUGGGAGCAUUGCUUUGUCCCGGAUAUGAGUAAGAAGCAAGCAAUACAGUGCAAGUACUGUGACAAGGUGAUCCAUGGUGGAAUUACUAGAGUUAAAUAUCAUCUUGCAAACAUUGGAGGUUUCAAUGUUACAAAGUGCAAGAAAGUUCCAGCACAUGUUAAGCAAGAGAUGGAGGCCUUUCUUACAAAGAAGACUGGUGAAAAAGAACAGAGAAAGAAGAAAAAACAAAGAGAUAGGGAUGAAAUUGAUCUAGAUAAAUCAGAUGGAUCCAAUGAAGAAGACAAUGGGCAUGAGAAUGAUGUUAUUGUGCUGAAAUCAACAAGGGAAAGUAAUAAUUGCAGCAGCUCUAGACCCCCAACAAAUGGUGGCAGUGGCACUAUUGACAACUUCUACAAGCCACAAUCUGUUGAAGAGUCUGACCACAAGAACAAAAUUCAAACAAAGUUGUCAACCCAUAAAAGAGAAGAGAGACGAGAUAGAGCUUGUGAGUAUAUAUGCCAAUUUUUUUAUGAAGCUGGAAUUGCACAUAAUACAAUAACCCUCCCAAGCUUUGGCCAUAUGCUUGAGGCAAUUGGAGCUUUUGGUAGAGGUCUGAGAGGUCCUAGUGCCUAUGAGAUGAGUGGACCAUUCUUGAAGAGAGCAAAGCAAAAGGUAUUGGAUAUAUUCAAGAAUCACCAUGAAUCAUGGCAGCUCACAGGUUGCUCGGUGAUGACAAAUGCAUGGACAGAUAGGAAGGGAAGGGGAGUGAUGAACUUGGUUGUCCAUAGUGCACAUGGGGUCUAUUUCUUAGAUUCAGUGGACUGCUCAACAGUAAAGAAAGAUGGAAAAUAUGUGUUUGACCUUGUGGACAGAUGCAUCCAAGAGAUACGGAAAGAAAAUGUUGUCCAAGUGGUGACUGACAAUGCAAGUGUCAACACAGCAGCAGCAAGUCUAAUGGCGGCAAAGACACCCUCCAUAUUUUGGACAGGAUGUGCAGCCCAUUGCUUAGAUCUGAUGCUUGAAGAUAUUGGGAAGCUUGGACCUAUGGAACAAACAAUUGCUAGUGCUAGACAGGUGACCACAUUCUUGUAUGCUCAUACAUGAGUGUUGGAUCUAAUGAGGAAAUUUCUUGGGAAUGACCUGGUUCGCUCUAAGGUUACUCGAUUUGCCACAGCAUAUUUGAAUCUAAAAAUUUUACAGGACAACAAGAAGGAUAUAGCAAGACUCUUUAGAUCGGAUGAACUCAAUGAAUUGGGUUACUUAAAGAAGGCAAAGGGAAAGAAAGCAAACAAAGUGGUGGCAUUAGAAGGAUUUUGGAAAAAUAUUGAUAUGGCUAUCAAUUUCUUUGAGCCAUUGGCUAAUGUGCUUAGGAGAAUGGACAGUGAUGUACCUGCCAUUGGUUUCUUCCAUGGAUGUAUGCUUGAGGCAAAGAAAGAAAUUGCUACAAGGUUUGAUAAUAAUGAAAGUAAAUACAGAGUUGCUUGGGACAUAAUUGAUAAAACAUGAGAUAACAAGUUGAAGACUCCAUUGCACUUGGAUGGGUACUACUUGAACCCAUACUUUUAUUACCCAAACAAGUCUAGCAUUGAGCUUGAUGGUUCCUUUAGAGCUGCAAUAAUUUCUUGCAUUACAAAGAUGUUUGAUGACGAAGACACUCAAGAUAGCAUAAUUGAAGAGCUCAGCAUAUACCAAGACCAACAAGGAGCAUUUGGGCAUGACAUUGCAGUCAGACAGAGGAGAAACAAGACCUUCAAUCCAGCAAAGUGGUGGAUGAACCAUGGCACAACCACACCACAUCUGAGGAUAUUAGCAACACGGAUUCUCAAUUUGACUUGUAGCUCCUCAGGUUGUGAGAGGGCCUGGUCAGUCUUUAAGCAGAUCCACACAAAGAAGCGAAACAAAUUACUGCAUGAUAGAAUGAGGGAUCUUGUCUUUGUGAAAUUUAAUUCUAAACUAAGGGAGAAGAGAGACAAAAAGAGCAAAGAUCCAAUAGAGAAGGAAUUGAACGAUAUUCUUUAGAAUGAUGGCAAUGAGGGAAUGGAACAGAUGUUGUUCUAGAUGAAAAUGUUGAUCAAGAUGAAGACCAUGAGGGUGCACAUGACGAACCAUCACCGGAACCAUCAAUCUCAAAAGCACAACUACCAGCCAAAAGAAAGAGGCAUGGGCAUCCUAGGAAAAAGAAACUUAGGAGCCUCAAAUCUCUCUUGUCUUGUGAUUUAGAGCGUGCAACAUGUGCUUCAUCUUCUGAAUCCGAAGAUAAUGAAUCUAUGCAGAUUGAAGCUUCAAAUUCAGAUUCUAGAGAUGAGUAGAACUGUUGAAGACUUACCAGUUACCAGUUUAUGCCUUGGUAUUUUAUCUAGUUGCAACUUAUUAAACUAAUGUCUUGGAACUUAGCAACUUUGCAAUUCCUUUUGAAGUACUUUUGUUGCUCA